Rhizoctonia solani is the source of this 882-nucleotide messenger RNA. RefSeq names its product RNA-directed DNA polymerase from transposon BS. The record is from RefSeq and is a predicted model, not a curated record. The transcript is spliced from 2 exons. Gene Ontology annotation, molecular function: RNA-DNA hybrid ribonuclease activity; nucleic acid binding. NCBI's taxonomy places the organism in Eukaryota, Fungi, Basidiomycota, Agaricomycetes, Cantharellales, Ceratobasidiaceae. Bases 1 to 882 code for a protein of 293 amino acids.
AUGAAGGUUGACAAUCGAGUCACGUGGUCGGGAGUCCGGAAAGUAGGAGUUGGAUACAGCAUCGUAUGGAAGAAAGAGGAGGUCGCCAAAUUCAGCGGCGGCAUCGGCCCUCGCGCGGACAUAUUUGACGCCGAAAUGCUCGCGCUUGCGCUCAUUGUCCGCAGAUGCACGCGAUUUGCAAAGUCACACAAUAUUCUCAGAAUCCACAUCUUCUCGGACAACCUAGCCGCCGUACGCAUUAUCAACAAAUGCAGCCCCCAUGCCGCCCAAUACGCAUCAAUACUAUUCCGAAAAGAGGCCCACACAUUCCUUCAAGGCAACGCAAGGAGGUCAAUCGUGGUCCAAUGGAUCCCAGGCCACUCCAAAAUCGAAGGCAACGAACGUGCGGACAAACUGGCUAACGCAGGACUCGACUCCCGCCCCACGCCGUUCUUUAACCGGACCGCUACCUGGGCCAAAUGCCGCGCCACUCAACGCGCAGCCAAGUCAUGGGGACGCUUAUGGGCAGAACACCCCCACUCAAAAACGGUCCAAAAACACAUCCCACGUCCCCCGGCACUCAAAUUGCACCCAAUAUUCCAAAACCCCAGUAUCCCUCGAUCGGUGUCCUCCCGCCUCAUCCACGUUAUGACAGGCCACGGCUGCUUCGGCGAAUACAAGGCCAGAAUGCCUUUCAUUAACGGAAGCGCCAAGUGCCAAUGUGGCGACCCGAACCAAACCAUCCCCCACCUCCUGUUCCACUGCCCGCUUGCCGAAGACAGCCGCAAGCUCCUUUUCGAAGCGGCACCAGACCUCAACCCCGCAACCCUCUUCGGGACCCCCAAGGGAUUGGAAGCGGUCGCCAAAUUCAUCUACCAUUCCGGAAUUGGCCUAUAUAAAUAG